This is a messenger RNA of Rubroshorea leprosula, 2717 nucleotides long. Lineage: Eukaryota; Viridiplantae; Streptophyta; Magnoliopsida; Malvales; Dipterocarpaceae. The record is from the annotation of a GenBank genome assembly.
CUUACUGCCUUUUGACUUUUGAGUCUCUGCUCCUCGCUGUACCUCUCCAGAUUAUGAGUUAAUGCAACGUCUUGUGGCAGUGAUGGAAAGCCUGAAAACUCCAUUCGUGGGGAUAAUUAAAGAUGUGAAAGGGAGAAGUGCAUGCUACAAGGAAGAUUGGAUCGGUGCACUUUGCUCAGGCAUCAGGAUUUUGGCUCCAACUACCUAUAUCUUCUUUGCUUCAGCUCUUCCUGUUGUUGCCUUUGGAGAGCAGCUGAGUAGAGAAACAGAUGGGACCCUCGGUACGGUUGAAACUUUAGCUUCCACGGCUAUUUGUGGUAUAAUUCACUCAAUUUUUGGUGGGCAGCCUUUGUUAAUAGUAGGAGUUGCUGAACCAACAAUUAUAAUGUACACUUAUUUGUACAAUUUCACCAAAGGAAGGCCAGAGUUGGGUCAGAAACUCUACUUAGCUUGGGCUGCAUGGGUCUGCGUAUGGACAGCACUGCUUCUCUGCCUUCUUGCUAUAUUUAAUGCUUGCAGUGUCAUCUCUAGAUUCACAAGGGUUGCCGGAGAGCUUUUUGGCAUGUUGAUAACUGUUCUUUUCAUUCAAGAAGCUAUCAAGGGACUAGCAAGUGAGUUCAGUACUCCCAAAGGUGAAGAUACUAAAUUGGAGAAGUAUCAAUUUCCUUGGCUGUACACAAAUGGGUUACUUGCAAUCAUUUUCUCAUUUGGGGUGCUAUUCACUGCCCUAAAGACCAGAGGUGCAAGAUCAUGGAGAUAUGGCACAGGGUGGCUCCGAGGUUUUAUCGCUGACUAUGGUGUCCCCCUUAUGGUCUUAUUGUGGACAGCAUUGUCCUACGGUGUACCCCACAAAGUUCCUUCUGGAGUUCCAAGGAGGCUGUUCUCUUCACUUCCUUGGGAACGUGAGUCAUUGUAUCAUUGGACGGUGGUCAAGGAUAUGGGAGAAGUUCCAGUGGAAUACAUCUUUGCUGCCAUUGUACCAGCAGUCAUGAUAGCAGGUCUAUACUUCUUUGAUCACAGUGUUGCUUCACAGAUGGCACAACAGAAGGAAUUUAACCUGAAAAAGCCAUCUGCUUAUCAUUAUGAUAUGCUGUUGCUUGGCAUUAUGACUUUGAUUUGUGGAUUGCUGGGACUGCCUCCUUCAAAUGGAGUACUUCCACAAUCUCCCAUGCACACCAAGAGUCUUGCAGUUCUUAAGAGGCAGCUGAUUCGGAAGAAAAUGGUAAAAAGUGCAAAGGAAUGCAUAUUGCAACAAGCAAGUAACUCAGAAAUUUAUGGAAGGAUGCAAGCUGUGUUUAUAGAAAUGGAUGCCUCUCCAACUCCUAAUUCGGUAGAUAAAGAGUUGGAACAUUUGAAAGAGGCUGUAAUGAAAGGCAAUGAUGGAGGAGAUGCAAAGGAAAAUUUUGAUCCUGAUAAACACAUUGAUCCUUUUUUGCCUGUUAGGGUCAAUGAGCAAAGAAUAAGUAACCUGGUACAGUCUUUCUUUGUGGGAUUAUCAGUGUGUGCUCUGCCAGUAAUUAAAAUGAUACCUACCUCAGUGUUGUGGGGAUACUUUGCCUACAUGGCCAUUGAUAGCCUGCCAGGAAAUCAAUUCUGGGAAAGAAUAUUACUGCUCUUCAUCACCCCUGGUCGACGGUACAAGGUCCUGGAAAGUGUUCAUGUCUCAUUUGUGGAGUUAGUACCUUUCAAUGUCAUUCUGACCUUCACCCUCUUGCAAUUCCUUUAUUUGCUGCUAUGUUUCGGAGUAACAUGGAUACCUACAGCUGGAAUAUUGUUUCCACUGCCAUUCUUCCUUCUCAUCCGCAUAAGGCAGCACAUCCUCCCAAAGGUGUUCCAUCCUGAUCACCUCCGCGAACUAGAUGCUGCAGAGUAUGAAGAAACUGCUGGUGCCACAGAAAGAAACCAGAGUCUUUGCAGGGAUAGAGAACAACCUGAGAGCGGCUGCCAUGGAACUGAAGAUGAUUUCUAUGAUGCUGAAAUAUUGGAUGAGAUGACCACCCACAGAGGAGAAUUGAAGCUCAGAUCAAAUGUAAGCUUCAAGGAAGACAGACACAAACAGGCUUAUUCUUCAAUAUGACAUCAUAAACAUACAGGUGCAUCCAGAAUACACCAGGGCCGACCAAGGACAGUGAGAGCAUACAUUAUAGAGGAUGUGCCCAUUACAACAAAGAUCUUGACUAUAAUCCUCUGUCUAAUUGAAGCAAGAAAUAUGAUCCAAAGCAAGAUUGUCCCAUGGGUGUUGCCUAUUAUAGUCAAUCAACUAGACAAAAGAGUCAAAAACAUGCAUAAGAAUAAUCAGUCUUCAGCCAAAAAACUAAAUAAAGAUUAAGAGGAAGAAUUGAAGGGAUCAAGGAAGCAAUAUUGAACUCUGUUCUUUAUCCAUUUUUCUACUUUUAUUUUAGGUAAUGCUGCUAGAAAUGUAUUGUAGGGUGCCCAUAAUGCAAAAGAGAACAAGAUUAGUGGGGAUGGAACUACAUUACCACCCUCAGCUAACAUUUUACACAACCAAAUAAGGAAACUUCUAGAACAGGAAACAAGAGAAGUAGAGACAACAUUUACAAUUGUUCCAAACAACAAUCACGUUGUACCUAUGUCAACAGCGAAGGAGAGAGAUUAAUCCAGUAUAAUCAGGAGAUUUAAAACACCUAUUUGUGUUUGAUAACUCAAUCAUUCUCCAAUAGGAGUCUCAAUACACCAAAGAAAAUUUGAGUUCACUA